Molecule: messenger RNA, 723 nt
Organism: Trichomonas vaginalis G3
Lineage: Eukaryota; Parabasalia; Trichomonadida; Trichomonadidae
Exons: 1
Coding region: 1-723 (240 amino acids)
Source: RefSeq, a predicted model, not a curated record
AUGAACAAAAACGGAACAGCUAAAAUGAAUGAUAAUCAAAUUAGAGCAGAAGGUAGAAGGUUAUUUAAACGCUUCUAUAACAUUCCUGAUGGUGUUAAUCCUAAAACUCGUAGAAGUUAUUUAAAUGAAGCAAUAGAUUCAUAUGAAGGGUUUGACAUUUCAUCAGAAAGUGAGAGAUUAGCGAGAAUGUUAAAUGUUAAUAUUGAUUUCUAUUAUUGUGAUCCUCAACCAGAAGACGUGGACAUAAAUAAGGUAGACUUUCCAUUAGUGGAUUCAAUAAUGAUAGAUCCAGAAUUUGAAACAGUAAAUAUUUUAUUAACACAGAGUCCAUGUGGAAAACUUCACGCUGACAGAAUAACAGACGUUGAAGCACUCACCGGCUAUAAAGUUUGUCCAUAUUGUAAAGAAGAAGUUUAUUCUAUCCGUGAUGAUCCAGAAAGGAAAAACCAAAGAAGAUUUUUAAAGCAUUGUGAGAAAUGUAAAGAAAAUAAUGGAAGAUUAAUUCAAGACGUUCAGUUGCAAAAGACACAGCAACCAUAUGCACCACAUAUUACGAAACAGAAGAUAUAUCAGUGGUUAUUAGCUCACAAUUUGCAGGAAUAUUAUCAACCGACAAGAUAUUAUAUUACUUUUGACUUCGAAACAUUAGAGACUAAAGAAGAAUUACAACUUUCUGAGUGUGCAACUUUGAACGCUUACUUAAAACCAUUCAUCAACGGUUAA